Molecule: messenger RNA, 696 nt
Organism: Penicillium lagena
Lineage: Eukaryota; Fungi; Ascomycota; Eurotiomycetes; Eurotiales; Aspergillaceae
Exons: 1
Coding region: 1-696 (231 amino acids)
Source: RefSeq, a predicted model, not a curated record
AUGACAACCAACAUCCCCGAGAUCAUCUUGCUCUGCCAAGACGCAGACUUCAUCGCAGCUUUCAAUGCAGCCCAGCAGGAGCACUGGCCCGAGCUACCAACCAAAGUCAAGAUCACCCCAAUCAACUCGCGGCUCAACCGCCUCGACCCCUCAGUGACUUUCGACCUGGUCGUCUCGCCCGCCAACUCCUACGGCCGUCUAGAUGGAGCCUUUGAUGAUGCCAUCUCGCGAGCCUUCAGCCCGCGCGAUGACUAUAACGCCCUGACACGCGCAGUGCAGCUUGUUCUGUACGAGAACUGGCGCGGCUUCGCGCCGCCAGGCACAUGCACACUUGUGCAGUUUCCUGCAUCGCUGAAGCAGAAUUCUCGCAAUUGUGCCUGGGUGGCGAUCUGUCCCACUAUGCGAGAGCCGACUAAUGUCUCCUGGGAUCGGGAGGUUGUCUAUGAGUGUGUCUGGAGUCUGUUCUGUCAGGUUGAGCGCCAUAAUCGGACCUCAGAUCAGAAAAUCAAUAGUCUGUUAAUGACGCCCUUGGCGGCUGGUGUUGGGAGGGUCAGUAAGGAGCGCUGGGCGUCGCAGACGGUGCUUGCAAUGAAACAUUUUGUUGAUGCAGUUGAGCGGCCGGAGAGGUGGAGUCGGCUGGAAUGGAGUGAGAUUUUCGACGAUUGUAGUGAGGUUACGACGACGUGGAAGAAUUGA